Nylanderia fulva is the source of this 1535-nucleotide messenger RNA. RefSeq names its product mitochondrial ribosomal protein S35. Gene Ontology annotation, molecular function: structural constituent of ribosome. The record is from RefSeq and is a predicted model, not a curated record. Gene Ontology annotation, cellular component: mitochondrial small ribosomal subunit. Lineage: Eukaryota; Metazoa; Arthropoda; Insecta; Hymenoptera; Formicidae. Gene Ontology annotation, biological process: mitochondrial translation.
UAGGUCAGGUCAGAUUAGGUUAGAUUAAUUUGUGGCGCAUAGAACAGAAUUGAUGAUUAUUCUUAUAAAAUUAUAUAAAAUUAUUGAAUUGUUUCAAGUGUAAUAUAGAAGAAUGUUGUUAUUCAGGCAUAAAUUUAAGACAAAUCUUGCUCAAGAUUUAUCAAAAACGUUAAAACUUUUCGCUACGUAUUCUCAGAAUACAAAUGUUUCGGAAACGAAUAGUGAUGAACAGGAAUUUCGAGUACUGGAACUUUACCCGCAGAAGAAGGUGAAGCAGGUAAAGCGACAGGCGCGAAAGAUCAACGUCCCACCACCCAGAACCACGGAGAUGCCUAUCGAUCAGGACUGGCCGUCGGUCUGGCCAGGUGCCCGGACCUUCCAUCCCGCCUCGGUGCCGCUUCCUCUGCGUCAGGGUUACGUAGAGAAAGGCGCGCCACCCAGCAAACACGCCAACGCUGAACUCAUGAAGAUACCAAACUUCUUGCAUCUGACGCCGCCGGCGAUCCGGAGGCAUUGCGAGGCGUUGAAGCAAUUUUGCACGGAAUGGCCCGCGGCUCUGGAAACCGAUGCCGAGUGCGAGAAACAUUUUCCCAUCGAGAUCAUCACGUCCGAUUAUUGUUACUCCUCGCCGAUUAUUAGGGACCCGCUCGCCAGGAUUGUGAGUCUGCAACUCAAGCUGUCCUCGCUUACUUUAGACAUUCAUGCUAAAGAUAAGUUAUUGAGAUUACUGGGAAACAAGUACAAUCCAGAAACGGAUGUAAUAACAAUUACGGCUGAUAGGUGUCCAACUAAAAAACAGAAUUUGGAAUAUGCCUGGUAUCUUCUCACUGCAGUGUAUCACGAGUCUUGGAGAGUGGAACCCUGGGAAGCUGAGAAAUCCAUAGCGGACAUGGAAUACUUCGAUUGGGAUAUCAGCCAGAGUCGUACAAGUCUAGUGACUUUAUACAGAUGGCCGAUUUCACCAGCCGAUUACGAUUACAAGAGUAUCCCACACGCGACAGAAUAUAAAAUAGCCGUUUUAGAGCUCAUAAACAACGGUGAAGAUCAGAAUUCGAUCGAUAAAUAUAAAGAAGCGGUUAAAAAUUUGUUAAAUCUUAAAAGCGACAAUAAAAGUUGAAAUUUGAAAUGUGAAAAAAUGAAUUUUAAAUUAAUCGGGGGUCAUCAAGGUCAUUCAAUGACUUAUAUCUUCAUAUAAUCAUAUUAUAUUAUACUAAAGUAUAUUUUAAAUUUAAAAAUUUUUUUAAAACUAAUCUUAAUCUGUUAAUGUGAUUUUCUCAGAAAGUAUUGAACCGAUCGAUUUUAAUUUUAAGAUUCCUGGAUCCUCGCGGCCAUGUUAGAUUGUAACGUCAGAGGCGAGAAAGCGCGCGCUGAAAAUUUCUAAUAAUUUUUAACAAAAGAAUUUUUAGUGUCCCAAGUCCGUAGGAUGAAUAAGAUUUUGUAUAAAAAUAGCAAAAAUUUAAAUUGCAACUUUUAAAUGCGUGAAUCAAAUUUCGACUGUAAUUUUGGUAUAAAAAGUAGAAACAAAAUCUAUAUAA